Molecule: messenger RNA, 549 nt
Organism: Fusarium venenatum
Lineage: Eukaryota; Fungi; Ascomycota; Sordariomycetes; Hypocreales; Nectriaceae
Molecular function (GO): acyltransferase activity, transferring groups other than amino-acyl groups
Source: RefSeq, a predicted model, not a curated record
AUGGCAUCCAUUAAAUCGAAGUGCCAAUCACUGUCCUGGACUAGAGACGAAUUCUAUAUAUCUACAGACCCGACUCUAUUCCCCCUGACUCAAUUAAAAGAUAUAUUUGACUCAGCCGAAUUCUACUGGGCAAAGUCUUUGCCACCGGAUGCCUUCCGAGAGGCUUUAGACAACUCAAUUUCCUUUGGCGUCUACGAGCAACCACAAGCAGACGACGCACCAUCAGAAGUCAAACUGGUUGGUAUCGUCCGAUUGGUUACGGACUGUGUCACAUUUGCAUAUCUCACAGAUGUAUGGGUUGACCCAACGCUCCAAGGGAAAGGACUGGGAAGCUGGUUGAUCCGUUGUGUGCAGGAAGUUGUGGAUACGAUGCCGCAUUUGCGACGAACAAUACUGUUUACGGGAGACUGGGAGCGAUCUGUCCCAUUCUACGAGAAGCUCAUGGAUAUGAGUUUGAUGGAACCCAAGAAAGGUGAAGGACUUGCAGUCAUGGAAAGCAAAGGAAGAGGUCACCCAAAUUAUGGCAAGGCGGGGACUGGCUACAAUUGA